UAAUAUAUCCACACCUGCCAUAGGCAGAUAUCUAGUACAAAAGAAAACUAAUCUGACCACUGCAAGAUAAAACAAUGAUUUCCUUAAAUUGAACUAUUAUUUAGAGUUAUCAAAUGUUGUUUUCCAGGUAUGUUGGAGAAAAAAAAUAUCUCUCAAAUUUAAAUCUUCAGCAAAACCACAUUGCUUUGUGCUUCGUUCCUCACAACAAAGCUGUGUGUGUAAGUCAAGUUGCUUGGGCCCCACAUGCAUCAUUUCUGACGUGCUUUGGGAGUCCCAUCCCUAAAACAUAAACCCCAGAGAAAAAUCUCUGUGUUUAACCCAGGCUCUUUGGGGAAAGCUUGCUGUUUUUCAGGUGUUGCAAAGAACGUUUGGCAAUUUGUCCUGUGGGUGUGGGAUAAGGCUUAAAUCUCCCAGGCUUGCCAGGGCUGCGAUGGGGACACUGGUGGAGCUUGUAUGACACCUUCAGCCCAACGAGCAGUGAGGACUUUCCUGAGAAUAACUCAGGAUCUGCUGUGGACCAGAAAAGGUGAUUUUUUGUGAAUUUUGAGGCAGGUUUGUGCUGGAUGACAUGAGGCUCAGUGUCUCUGUCAGCCAUUUGAAAGCUCUGUACAUUACCCCCAGGAUCCUCUCUCAUCACCCAGCUGGUGAGGUCUUGUCCAUGUGUGGUUUCAUGGCAAUAGAAGAGAACUGCAGAAGCUCCAGCAUAUCAAGGCAAAAUAAUGCGAUAAAAAAAAAUGCAACAAAGAGAUGAAGAAAGAAGGGGAGAAAGGGGACAAUACAUGUUCAGUAGCACCUCUACACAGUACCAUUGGAUGAGUGCAGUCUGAGCGAGCCCAGAAGGAGCAGAGCACAGACGGUAUUUAGAAGAUAAGAGCGAGCAGCUCACAGCAAGCCCUGAUUCCUCUUGCAGAGAAGGGAAACACAACCCUGAGCUCCAAAGGGCAGCUAUGGGCAGGAGUGACCAUGAAGAGCUGUGUUUGUGUUCACUGGGUUGGGAACAGAAAGCUGAGACCAGUGCGAGUGAGACCACUUGUGAAAAAUUUCCAAAAAAAGAGAAAUCCUGGAAAAAGGGUUUUCUUAACCAGUGUGCCCACUGCCCUGCAGAAGCAGAAACCCUGUCACCAAGCAAUGUUGUGAAGCUAAGGUCUCUCCUCAAGGAAAAAUCCCAUACCCCAGGAUGUCUGAACUCUAAUCCUAAUUCUGAAUUCAAACAAUGGAUAAAAAUUCCUUAUAUUGGUAGAUCCAAGGGGCACAAGAAUCAUAGAAACAUAAAAUCAUUUAGGUUGGAAAAAGAUGAUAUGUAAGAACAGACAAACAAGGGAAGGAUGGAUUUUCCACCCUGUGUGAAAAACUAUUUAUUUAUUUAUUUAUUUAUUUAUUUGUUUUAAUGUCUAUAUAUGUGUGUAUAUGCAAUAGAGCAUCCUUUUUCCUGCUGGCUACCUAAUGCAUUUAUGAAUCUAGAGCUGCAACCAAGAGGAGCCAAUGAUUUAGCCCUAGUCACUGACCUUUUGAGACACACCUUGUCAGAGUUGUUCACAUUCAUGUCAUUGGUUUAUAAUUCCAAUUAGAAGGGAAAGGUUUUCUCUUGAAGCUAUAAAUACGUAGAAUUGCAAACAGGUAUGCUAGUCUCACAAUAAUUGAUCCAAACACAUCACUAGAGAGUCAGAAAAUCACUCUAACAUGGUCUGUAAUCUAUUUAAUUAAACUGGCAAAUUAAGGUGCAUUUAUUUCUCCAUAAAUAAGAAACUUCCCCCUAGGGGAAAAUAAAUCAUAUUUCUAUACCCAUUGGAAAGAAUCUGGAUUGUUCAUGAGAAGAGGUCAUUGGCAAGAUCUUUUCCAAGAUCAAUUCUUUCCAGUGUGCUGGCCAGGGAACAAGCUCCAGCUUUAAUAUUUUUUUUUUCCAUAUUGUGACCUGCUGGCUACUGCUUUUUUUUUGAUCAUCACUCUGCCCAUUGAGGGUAGCUGUCAUUUUUUCUCCAUAUAAGCAUGUCUGUUCACCCAGGAAACACCAAAUCCUGCUUUAUCCUCAGGCACUGUGUAGUUCUGCAAGCUGGAGAAAUGAUUUCACCUCUCCUCUGUGUUUCUCUCCAUAUCCUCUGUGCCAGAACCAGGAGCAUGACUGGGGGAAACCACUCGGGUGUGACAGAGUUUGUCCUCUUGGGCUUCACCCACCUGCAGGAGCUGCUCUUCAUGAUUUUCUUACUCAUCUACAUCACCACUCUGGUGGGGAACCUGGGAAUGAUCGUCCUCAUCAGGACCGACCCACAGCUUCACACCUCUAUGUACUUCUUCCUCAGCCACCUCUCCUUCCUGGACAUCUGCUAUUCUUCAUCCAUAACUCCAAAGCUCCUGUCGGGCCUCCUCACUGGUAGGAACGUCAUUUCUUUCAAUGGCUGCAUCACACAGUUUUUCUUCUACGCGGUCUUCAUCACCACGGAAGCCAUCAUCCUGGCCAUGAUGGCAUAUGACCGCUACGUGGCCAUCUGUCAGCCUCUGCACUACGUGGUUGUCAUGUCCCACAGGAUCCGUGUCCGGCUGGUGGUGGGCUCCUACACUGCCGGAGGUCUGAACGCCUUGGUGCAUACUGCUGGUCUCCUCCGACUGUCCUUCUGCGGCCCAAAUGUUGUCAAUCACUUCUACUGUGAAAUCCCACCACUCCUGCUGCUCUCAUGUUCUGAAACCUGGCUCAAUGAGGUGGUGAUGAUCUUGUGCAUCACCUUCAUUGUCACCACCACAGCCCUGGCCAUCCUCACCUCCUACGCCUUCAUCCUGCUUGCUGUCUGGAGCACCCGCUCUGUGGAGGGCAGGCACAAGGCCUGCUCCACCUGCACCUCCCAUCUGAUGGCUGUUGCCCUCUUCUACGGCUCUGCAGCUUUCCUGUACCUCCACCCCCUCUCCAGUCAUGCAGAAGAGGAAAGAAAAAGAGCCUCGGUCUUCUACACCAUGGUGAUUCCCAUGCUCAACCCUUUCAUCUACAGCCUGAGGAAUGUGAAGGUGAGGAUUGCCCUCAGAAGAGCUGUGAGGAAGCCCCUCUCCUGCACGUAUUGCCACCAGUCUCCCCCCAGCAAAACUCAUAUGGCUGUCACCUGACAGAGCUGAGGCAGCAGAAGAAAUAAGUCAGACACCUGAUGUAUUGAGGGCACUGCACAUUCCUGCACGUCUGUUCAGAAGACCUCCUUCUGCCUUGUGUUGAACACCGCAUGAAUUGUGACUGAACCCCAUGAUGGGGUCCUGUGAAGAAGGAAUUACCCAUAAUUAUGAUAUCUGAUAGAAUGAAGAAAAACAGCCUUAGAAACACUUCCAUUGUUUGUGACACUUUCAAAGGAAAGUGACACUGCUAGAACCUGCACAUCCAAUACCUUUUGCUGAGGAGGAUUUAUGCUAAGUCACAAUAAUAUUUGAAUUCUGUCGGCUAAAAGAGGUGGCUGAGAGCAGAAGACAAGCUAAAUAAAAAAUACAUCAUGGGGAGGGACAAAGCUUUUUGUCACUUUGGUUUAAAUUUUUCUAAGUAGUUGCCUUAGGUUUUGCUUUAGUACAAUGUACCUGAUUUAUUAUUUUGUUUGGCUUGUCCAAGGAUAGUCCAGGCAGAGAUUAUUUUCCAUCCCAGCUGCAGCUUAAUAAUUAUUUCUGUUUCCAGGUUUCAGAGACGGGGUUUGAGUCAUCUCAGUCCAGUAGUCAUCAAUUCUAAUUGUAGGCUUUCAUAUCUGGGUUAGUCACCACUAGUUCCCCUUUCAGAUACAACUAUGCAUCUGGGGACCUUGAUUCAUCUGAUCUAUUUUUAACAUGCCCAUCAUGGCGACAUUAAUUUUUCUGGAAAAUAUGUUUUUUCCACUUGCUGCUUGGCAGCUGAGGAUAGGAUGACAUGUAGCCAUGGCAAAUGCAGAUUUUGUCCAGAGCAAUCACAUUCAGGCUAUUCUGAAGGGUAUAUUUAAGCACAAGGGAAAGCAUCAGAUCCUCAUGCUGAUGUUCUGAUGUUCAAAAAUGCCCUCAAAGGGAGAAAGAGAAACUAGCUUUUAGUCAAUGUUUUAUAACUCAGCUGUACAUGUUGCUCAACAUGCAAGGGAG
Messenger RNA from Oxyura jamaicensis (ruddy duck), 4065 nucleotides. RefSeq names its product olfactory receptor 1019-like. Gene Ontology annotation, biological process: G protein-coupled receptor signaling pathway; sensory perception of smell. Gene Ontology annotation, cellular component: membrane. The transcript has a single exon. Bases 1987 to 3090 code for a protein of 367 amino acids. Gene Ontology annotation, molecular function: odorant binding; olfactory receptor activity; G protein-coupled receptor activity. NCBI's taxonomy places the organism in Eukaryota, Metazoa, Chordata, Aves, Anseriformes, Anatidae. The record is from RefSeq and is a predicted model, not a curated record.